Molecule: messenger RNA, 6374 nt
Organism: Electrophorus electricus (electric eel)
Lineage: Eukaryota; Metazoa; Chordata; Actinopteri; Gymnotiformes; Gymnotidae
Source: RefSeq, a predicted model, not a curated record
UCUGCGAGUGCCGCUUCCUUUACGAGCGAGCUGGCGAAAAAACGUUUCGUUUUUUUAUGAAUGGGAGGAUUAAAUACGACACGGCGUUGUGUUCCAAUGGAAAUGAGCGCGCUUUUGGCUUACAGCUUCCAUUCAGUGGUGUUGUGUGAUUUGUUUAGUCGCGUAGUAGAGCGAAACCAUAAAGAAACGUCGAGGGAAAACGGUCCGUUUCGCACGCUGGGAAUGUAGACAACGGCAGUGUAAACCGCUCACUAUGUUCGCUUUUACGGGAAUUCUGCAAUAGUGUGGUUAAGUGACUAAUGGCCAAUGAUCUGAGCUGUGUGGAGAUGGGCGGGUGUUAGACCAUGCGUCGACCAUUUUUGUGAAUGAGGUGAAGAAGCUGGAGCUGUGAUGACCGAACGAGGAGACACGGCCGAUCGUCACAUUUCACCGGAGACGGAGACUGCGUUUGGAUACAGGAUGGAGACUGUGUCCAGCACCAGGAGGCUGCACGGAUUACGACAUGGGCUGUGCGGUUGUUUCAUGCGAUGUCUUAGCGGCGGGCUUGAUGUGGUAUUUGUUUGAUUCCUGUGGAUAUUGGAUAAAGUUCAACGUGCCGUUUCGUGGAUUAUGGUUAGGAGUCUUAGCUCUCUUGAAGGUGGAUUCCACAAGUGGACACUUCUCUUCAGUCUUCAGUUCUACUGUUUCUGGCACUUUACCUGAACCGCAUCUACUCUUCAAGGAAGAGGUCACCAUCACUGAAGAUGACCACCCAUAACCACUCAGAUUCACAGAUGGAGCCUCCUGUGGAGCUACUGAAACCAUCGGCCUUCCACCACAUUCCCACAGUUGACCUGAGUUCUGCACUGCCCCUCAGAGUCCCUCCAGCGUCCAUCCCUAUGGACCUGCGUGUGGACCAGUCUUCUCCUGGUGCAGGGGCGGGGACGGGGGCGGGGACGGGGGCGGGGACGGGGGCGGGGGUGGGCGUGGCCGUGGAAGGGGACGACCCUGCUGCGCGGGAGCAGCACAUGCAGCAGGAACUGUUGGCGCUGAAGCACAAACAGCAGGUGCAGAGGCAGCUCCUCAUCGCCGAGUUCCAGCGGCAGCAUGAGCAGCUGUCACGGCAACACGAGGCCCAGCUCCAGGAGCACCUCAAGGCUCAGCAGGAACUGCUGGAGCACCAGAGGACCAUGGAGAAGCAGCGGGUGGAGCAGGAGCUGGAGAAACAGCAGCGGGACCAGAAGCUCCAGCUCCUGAAGAACAAGGAGCGGGGCCAGGAGAGUGCGGUCGCCAGCACAGAGGUGAAAAUGAGACUGCAGGAGUUUGUACUGAAUAAGAAGAAAGCGCUCGCCCAGCGCAGCCUGAACCACUGCAUGAGCAACAACCCACGCUACUGGUACAGGAAAACCCAGCACAGCUCCCUGGACCAGAGCUCUCCUCCUCAGACUGGAGCGUCUGCGUAUAACCACCCUGCCGUCGGCAUCUAUGACCCGAAGGACAACUUCCCUCUCCGCAAAACAGCAUCAGAGCCUAACCUGAAGGUGCGCUCGCGUCUGAAGCAGAAGGUGGUGGAGCAGCGAAGCAGUCCACUGCUACGACGGAGGGACAACCCCAUCAGUUCAGCCAAGAAGCGCUCCCUAGACAUGGCAGACUCUGCCUGCAGCAGUGCGCCAGGAUCUGGCCCCAGUUCCCCCAACAACAGCUCCCAAGGGAACCUGUGUGAGAACGGCAUCCACACAGCCAUGUCCAGCAGCUCACCAGAGGCAUCCCUAGGGAACAGGCUCGCUGGACGUGAAGGCUCAGUGACGCAGCUGUCCCUGUACACGUCUCCGUCGCUCCCCAACAUCACCCUGGGUCUGCCAGCCCCCACCACCAGCGGCGCGACAUCUGGCCAGCAGGAGGCGGAGCGCCUCGCCAUUCCCAGUUUACCCAUAACCACCGGGUUCCUGGCCGCCUCCCACCUGCCCGCCUACCUGGGCACCUCUGAUUCAGCUAGUUCCCACAAUGCCUUGCUGCAGCACAUGGUUCUCCUGGAGCAAUCAGCCACGCCGAGUCCUUUAGCCACAGGCAUUGGUGCUCUCCCCCUGCAGGUUUCCUCUCUGCACAAGCUGCGCGAGCACCGUCCGCUGGGCCGCACGCAGUCUGCACCGCUGCCCCAGAGCAACCAGGGCCUGCAGCAGCUGGUGCUCCAGCAGCAACACCAGCACUUCCUGGAGAAGCACAAGCUGCACUUCCAGCAGCUUCACAUCAGCAAGAUACUGACGAAUCCUGGCGAGGUAGGCCGCCAGCACCAGAGCCAUCCUGAGGAGACAGAGGAGGAGCUUAGGGAGCAACAGGACUCCGCCCAGGAGGCGGGCCUGCCGCUGAGCGUCAUCGUCAAGCAAGAGCCCCUUGACCCCCAGGAGGAGGACAGGCCAGAGGAGCAGGAGGUGCUCUUUAGACAGCAGGCCCUCCUUUUGGAGCAGCAGAGGAUCCAUCAGUUGAGGAACUACCAGGCCUCCAUGGAGGCUGCCGGCCUGCCCUCCAGCUUCACUGGGCACCGCCCCCUCUCCAGGGCCCAAUCAUCUCCUGCAUCUUCUUCCUUCGCUGGCAUGCAGGAGGUGCCUUCUAAACCUCGCUUUACUACAGGCCUUGUCUAUGACUCCCUGAUGCAGAAACAUCAGUGCAUGUGUGGGAAUACCAACACACAUCCUGAGCAUGCAGGCCGCAUCCAGAGCAUCUGGUCACGGCUGCAGGAGACGGGCCUGCGGGGACAGUGUGAGUGUAUUCGGGGUAGGAAGGCUUCUCUGGAGGAGCUACAGACAGUCCACUCAGAGCCCCAUGUCCUGCUAUACGGAGCCAAUCCCCUGCGGCAGAAACUGGAUAACUCUGUGAUAUCGAUGUUUGUCAGACUGCCCUGUGGUGGGAUUGGGGUGGACAGCGACACUAUCUGGAAUGAAGUGCACUCUCCCAGUGCUGCUCGUCUUGCCGUUGGCUCUGUUGUUGAGCUUGUCUUCAAAGUGGCAUCAGGAGAACUGAAGAACGGCUUCGCAGUUGUGCGUCCUCCUGGACACCACGCUGAGGAGAGCACCCCCAUGGGUUUCUGUUACUUUAACUCAGUUGCCAUAGCAGCUAAACUCUUACAACAAAGGCUCAAUGUCAGCAGAAUACUGAUUGUUGACUGGGAUGUUCACCAUGGAAACGGCACACAGCAAGCUUUCUACGACGAUCCCAGUGUACUUUACAUCUCUCUCCAUCGCUACGAUGACGGCAACUUCUUCCCAGGCAGCGGAGCUCCUGAUGAGGUAGGGAGCGGGCCAGGCGUGGGCUUCAACGUCAACAUAGCCUUCACCGGGGGCCUGGACCCACCCAUGGGUGAUGCUGAAUACCUCUCUGCUUUCAGGAUGCUGGUGAUGCCCAUUGCGAAUGAGUUCAACCCGGACGUGGUGCUGGUGUCUGCAGGGUUUGAUGCUGUGGAUGGACAUCUGCCUCCCCUCGGGGGUUAUAAAGUCACACCCAAAUGUUUUGGUUAUCUCACCAAACAGCUCAUGGGUUUGGCUGAUGGCCGAGUGGUCCUAGCACUGGAGGGAGGUCAUGACCUCAGAGCCAUAUGUGAUGCCUCAGAAGCCUGUGUUUCUGCCCUUCUGGGAAAGGAGCUGGACCCACUCUCACCAGAGCUCCUAAAGCAGACCCCUAACAUAAAUGCUGUGAGCUCCAUGGAGAAAGUUCUGGAAACCCAGAGUAAGUACUGGACGUCAGUUCAGCAGUGCAUGUCCACGGUGCGCCUCUCCCUGCUGGAGGCCCAGCACUGUGACUCCGAGGAGAGUGAAGUCCAGCACUGUGACUCCGAGGAGAGUGAGACCGUCAGUGCCAUGGCAUCUCUUUCUGUGGCGGUGCUGGAGAGAAGGAAUGAAGAUGAGCCUAUGGAAGAAGAGCCUCCACUGUAAGAGCCCCGACAGACUGGAUCCAGGUCCAACUGCUACGCUGGCGAGGUCCUCGGGAUCUCUGUGUGUUUCUUUUUGUCUCCCCUGGCUGAGGGUGGCGUUAGGCCCCCUGACGGGUAGAGAGAGGGGGCAUCAGGGCACAAAGCCUGACCAGAAACGUUAGGCGCAGACAGCCCCCUCGUGCUGAGGCCCUGCGCAGCACGUACCAGUUGCAGAGACUCGAGAUGUUUAUUGGCGACACCUCUGGUGGUGGCAAUAACUGACCAACAGUCUGUAGAGCACACACUCUGUGUGUGCUUAAUUACAGCCAGUAGUGUACCCAUUCAGAGAAGGGGAGAGCUAAAACUAUAGGGCGAGAGAGAGUCGGAGGAGUUAUGGACAGAGAAGAGCAGAGGUGUAAGAAAAAAGACAGAAACCUUGGAUUCUUUUUUUUUUUGUGCAGACCUUGCUCAUCAACCUUUGCAGUGAAGCACAGGGACUGCAGACAAGCGACAUAAUUUUCACCACAAGAUGGCACACUGUCUCAUUACUAUAUCUAGAGUUGUGACGUGGUUUUGACCACGAGUGCGUGCCUUUUUCACAAGCUUGUGGAUUUUAGGAAUACAUGUGAAGGACUCCGCCUUAAGCCUGAGGAAUUCCGCCUAUAGCCAGUUUUGUCAAAGAAGGAGGGACAGACCCCAUCGUCCCCAUGGAGGGAGGCACUGGCUGGAAGGCAGAGCGAUUACAAAAACAUUUUUCAGCAUGUCUGCUUGGACUGGGACGUAGGCUGCUCAGUGAAACCUUACAAUGUCUGAAAAUGACUUUCCUUCUCCUAAUGUGCUACAAAUGCUUCUGACAGUACUUGCCAGUAAAACAGAAGAACUCACCAUCACGAAGAGAAGUUUAAAAACCAGCCCAGCAAUGGCGCAGUCACUACAUGUAGCUUCGCCAGACACCCGCGAGCCGUCAUUCCCCAGUAACGGUUUAAAACUGACACGUGCAUCGCCUCCGAAGUGUCGGCUGCAAAGUUAGAAUGCCGUCUAGAGUCAAUGGAGAUGAAAAAGAAGGAAACAAAUGGAUUUGGGUUUGCGUCAUUGUUGGGGCGCCGCUGUUUUCAAACACAAUCUUGUGAAGUUUUUCUUGUGCUGUCAGAAAAUUGUAGAGAGAGGAAGACUGAAAGAGACCGAAAGACUUAUGAGGCGAUUGGAGGAAAACCCCACGGCUGAUGUCACGCUCGAAACAACAUCGCUAAAGAAACGGGGCCGUGGGACGUUUCAGAUGCAGCUCCUUGUCCUCAGCUGCGAAGACAUUCAAUCAGAGCAGAACAAAGGGACAAUCAAAGACAGAACAGCCACUUGUUUAUUGCUAAGACCCCUAAGCAUGAAAAUGGUAAUAACAGGUGUAUUACAGCAUGCAUAAUUAAUUAGGUAUGUUUAGUUUCAAGUCCAGAGUUGCGCUCAAGCUUGAUUUAUUUUGACCCAUCUCCCUGUCCCGCGUCCCCCCAGGUGUUUGUCCUGAAAGACUCGAGAGGAUUUGGUCAUUGCCAUAAACAUGAACUCAUCAAACCUUCUCCAUUGGAGCUUCUAGGUUUCUUCAUUCAUGCUGACAUUGUAGUCAUUCUUCCCUGAAUAUGCAUCAUACCAUAAUUUGAACUCAUUACUAUUUGUAUUAUUAGAUCUCUACAUCUCUCCAUUUGUACUUUUUAUUGCUUUUUAAUAUAUAUAUUUUUAAUUAUUGUUUGGUUCGAUGGAUUCUAUUUUAUUUUGCUGUUACUUGUACAGUAUACAUUUGGUACCAUGUACUUUAACCUCAUGUAAGGAAACCCAGGCCUGGAGACACUUGGGAACGUUUCUCACAUCAAACAGCUGUACGUACCUUACAUUCUGUUCAUAGCAGAUUUGUACAUGGAAGAAAAUAUAUCAUGAAUAUAAAGCAAACCAACAUUUUAAUGGUGAAUGUUCAUGUAAAUCUUUACAUAGAGAGAACACUGAGUAUAAUUUAUAUUGAAUGAUUUCUAGUUUAAUUGCACUCAAGUAUAUUCACCUAUUUAAAUGCAGUGAAACUGUCAACAUUGCAGACAAUUUCCACUAUUGUCGCUUAAUGCUAAGCAGGAAAGUUGGCACACAAACAGUAAAACAUUCCCUCUGAAACAUUCUCCCUUUCACCUUUGCUCCCUUAGUCUUGUAUGAUUUCCAUGUUAGUCUCCACCAAAGAGACCAGUUCCUGAAUCUCCAUGUAGUCAGAUAAACCACAGUGGAAAAAUGUUGAUUAUGAUCUGUGACCCAGGGUGUUAGCGUGGACAUUGUAACAGGCAUUCUGAGUGGAGCAAAAUGCACAGAUGGUUAAACAAUCAGAUCACUAUUUUGAUAUUGGUUUCACAGUAAAGCAUGAGUUUUCAAUUAUAAAGAUUAUUGCAUAAAAGGACAGAAAACGUGAUCAGAAAUGCAUGUUAUUCACUUAAACAUUACUGCAAAUAAAAAUGCACUAAUAGUC